Messenger RNA from Misgurnus anguillicaudatus (oriental weatherfish), 1807 nucleotides. Lineage: Eukaryota; Metazoa; Chordata; Actinopteri; Cypriniformes; Cobitidae. The record is from RefSeq and is a predicted model, not a curated record.
UGAGGCGUUUGGCCUGGGGAAAAUCUGCCACCAUGUGGACGGUUCUGAGGAAUUUAGAUGGAAACGCUGUAGGCCUGGCCUUGCUUCUAGGCCUGAUCAUUUUAGUUCUGUAUGAAAUCUUACGGAUUAAUUUCUCCAGAGCCCAAACUCCACCCGGGCCCACACCCCUGCCUUUCAUGGGAACCUUACCACAUGUUUGGAAGAACGCAGUGGAGUUAAAACUGAUGCCAAAGUAUGGAGAGCUGACCACAGUGCACAUCGGAAGGAAGCCAGCAAUCAUUUUGAAUACAGUCCAGAUCACCAAGGAAGCCCUGGUCCAAAAUGCUGCAUCUUUUUCUGGAAGACCAACACUGCCGGUUCUACAUUGGGUAACUGAUGGAUAUGGUAUAUUUAUGGCACAGUUUGGUCACUCCUGGAGACAGCAGAGAAGAUUUGCUCUCCACACGCUCAAGAAUUUCGGCCUGGGGAAGAGAACUAUGGAGGAGCGUGUGUUAGAAGAAGGACAAUGCCUGAUUGCUGAAAUGUGCAAAGCAAAAGGAACUGCAUUUGACCCCCAACAUGUCAUACAGAAUGCAGUUUCUAACAUAAUCUGUUCCAUCGUUUUUGGAGAUCGCUUUGAUUACGAUGACAAACGCUUUGCAUACCUUCUAAAAAUCCUCAACGAAACUUUCAUUCUGAUUGGGUCACUCAUUGGACAGAUGUUUAACUUGCUUCCCUUCAUCAAGCACUUCCCUGGGCCGCACCAGAAAAUAUACCAGAAUGUUGAAGAGUUCAAAAGUUUUAUCAGGGAAGCUGUUGAAGAACACAGAAAAACUUUAGACCCAGACAACCCACGGGACUUUAUCGACGCCUACCUGCUGGAGAUGGAGAAACACCAAAAGUCGAAUGAGGAGUCCACGUUUCAUGAGAUGAAUUUGGUUAUGACAGUGAAUGAUCUGUUCUUUGCUGGAACCGACACCACGGCGACCACAAUCAGAUGGGCUCUUAUCUAUCUGACUCAAAACCCUGAUGUACAAGAGCGAUGUCACGAGGAGAUUGUUCAGGUGUUGGGUUAUGAUCGUCUGCCCAGUAUGGAUGACCGUGACAAACUUCCAUACACACACGCCACUGUUCAUGAGAUUCAGCGCUGUGCUAACAUUACACCGCUUGGUGGAGUUCACGAAACCACUCAGCCCUCAAAACUACGAGGAUACGACAUUCCCAAGGGAACUCGGAUAAUGGCAAACUUGGCAGCAAUUUUAAGUGAUAAAGAUCACUGGAAACAUCCAGACACUUUUAAUCCAGAGAAUUUCUUAGAUGAUAACAGAUAUUUCUGCAAACCAGAGUCUUUUUUGCCUUUCUCCUUGGGUCCAAGAGUUUGUCCUGGUGAGACCCUAGCAAAGACCGAACUCUUCCUCUUUAUCACUUGCCUUCUGCAACAGCUUCAUUUCUUAUGGCCACCAGGUGCACAGAGCCAACAAAUGGAUGUGUUUUUAAGUAUGAUUCGCUCACCGCAGCCGUUCAGCAUCAUCUGCCAUCGCAGAGGUGCCAAUGAGUGAGCAACUAUAAUUAUUAAAAAAACAUCUUAAAGGCUCCUGAAGUUCUCCUAGAUAGAUCACAUAAGAGAUUUGAGUAAUGUUGUCAUACACUGAUGGUGAAGUUGCAAAAUGUCUUUUUAGACAUCUAGUUGUUAAGCUAUACCAUUGAGCUAUACAAGAUCUUGAAGUGCAAGAUACAUCAGCUCUUUGUUGAACUGUACAUUUUAUUAAUGAUGUAAUUUCUGCUUGUUGUACUUCAAACAAUCCUUUACAGGUCUGAAAGUGAUGCU